GUCGCUAGCCGUUAGCUCAACCUGCUAACUGCAAGCUAAAGUUUCACUUUCUCCCCGUCGGGAGGAUCCUCACUCGGACGCGCGGGACUUCCCGGGAAACGAAACCACAAGUGGCUCCGCUCGUGUCCGACAGCCGUGGGCUCUCAGAUGUCAGUUUUCAGUCACGCGCGGUGGAGAUAUCGGCAGUUUGUGUAAAAGUUAAUUUGUGUCCGCUGCGCGUGCAAACCGUCGUCUCAUCGGCUAGCUUCAGCGGCUAGCCCCCCGCUAGCAUGGACAGCAGCGGGAACACGCAGAGCAGCGAGGAGCGGAGCGCGGAGAGGGCGAUGGACGGCUACCUCAGGUCCAUCGGUUUCCACCGGAAGAAGAUCGCCAAGGACGGCUCGUGUUUGUUCCGGGCCGUGGCGGAGCAGGUGCUGCACAGUCAGAGCCAACACGCUGAGGUUCGGGCCAAGUGCGUGGACUUCCUGAAGCAGAACCGGGACAGCUAUGAGGCGUUUGUUGAAGGAGACUUUGAGGAGUACCUGCUGAAGCUCCAGGACCCGCAGCAAUGGGUCGGAGAGGUGGAGAUCAGCGCGCUGGCCGUCAUCUACCAGAGGGAUUUUCAGAUCUUCCAGGAGCCGGGGAAACCUGCGGUCAACAUCACCGACAACAACUUCAAGGACAAGGUGCUGCUGUGUUUUCUGAACGGGAACCACUACGACAGCGUGUACCCCCUCAGCCGCAUCAAGAACUCUGGCUUCUGUCAGUCCGUCUUGUACGAGCUGCUCUACGACGGCGUCUUUAAGGUGGACCGCAGCGUCCUGGCUCAGUGCCAGCGGGGCGGCCGGCCCAACAACGUCCUGAGCGACGACGCCAUGCCCGCCUGCGGCAGCAGCGACGACUCGGAGCCGGACGAGCUGCUGUGGGUGGAAAACGAGACGAGCGCGACGUCCUCCAGGUCCAGCAGCCAAAGUUUCAGGGGUCGAGGCCGCGGGCGGAGGCUGCCCGAGAGGGUGUGGCGGUCUCUGAACCCGACUCUGCUCCGAAACGUCGAGUACGACAUCUGGCACAAGAGCAAGAGGGCCCAGCAGAAGAUGGAUUACUCCAUCGCUGCGGGGAUGCAGUUCUCCGUCGGGGAUCGCUGCCAGGUCCGUCUGGAGAACAGUGGGCGGAGCUACAGUGCCAUCGUCAGAGAGAUUCCUCCCACUAACGGCCCGGUGACCGUUUACAUUGAAGAACUGGGAACAAAACAAGUCCCUCUGUGGAACCUCCGCCCCCCCAGCGUUGAGAACAGUUGGAGCACCGUGGUCCACCGGGACAAGAGACUGAACAACGGACAUGGAGUCUGGGAGGACCGCGGUAAAGGACGGGGGCGAGGGAAGUCCACCCCAUCUUCAUCGUCAUCCUCCUCCUCCGUUCCCCCGGCAACAGCUGCAGGCUCCGGCGGGCGCAUGCAGAAGCAGCACUCGUGGCCCCCGCAGGCCACCGUAGAGGAGCAGGGAGGGGGGAAAACCAGCAGGAGGUCUGUGGGCUCCGGGGAGCCGCCCCUGGCUCCGACCAACCAGCAGCAAAGUUUGGCCAAAGAAGAGGACAACGAGAGGAACAUGGCGCUGCUGGAGAUCCAGCUCCGAGACGAGCACAGCUUCCCCGCCCUGGGAGCUCAGGCAGCGGCGCCGGCUGAUGGAGCAAGGAGGAAGGCCGGCGAAAGGAGGCGGCCUCAGAGGAACAAGACGAGUCCAGUCGACGACGUCGUGUCGUCGCCUCCUGCUGGAGACAGACUCAAGUCCUCCACUUCACCUGUCAGCUCCGCCCCCUCCGCUCUUAAACCUCCCACUUACUCUGCUGGGCGGAGCUCUGCAGAAGCGGCAGCCUCAGGCUCCUCCCACAGCCACCCAUCCUUCUCUGCUGCCCCACCCACUAAAGCCACCACGCAGUCCUACGCCUCGGCUGCUGCUCCAACUUCUCCCCCUCCCACUGUUAAACCCUCCGUCCCGUCCUCCGCUGGCGUCUUCUCCUUCAUCACCCCAGUUCUCCCCGCCGCUUCAGCUCCUCCCGCUUCGUCUUUGUCCCCUCCUCCCCAAGCUGUUGCGUCUCCUCCCUCAUCUUCAGCUCCUCAGCCGACCUUCAUCGCCCCCAUCGCUCCGUGUCCCGCAGCCGCUCAGGGCUACCUGCGAUCUUUCGGCCCCACCUCCUCUCUGCCUCGCUCCCCCAGUCCUCCCUCCUCCUCAGUGGUUCCUCCUCCAGCUCUUCCAGCUCCAAGUAAGAAAUCAGCCGACACUAAGAACAACUACUGUGUUGCACCAAAGACCGAAGGGACUCUGCCGGAGUCUCAGACCUUCCAAAGUGGGACUCGAGUGUCUCAGAUUCAUCCCAGAGUGGAUCCAGACCUGAACCAGGUUUCUGGGUUUCAUGAGGAGAACCAAACACAGCCCAGUCUACCUGAGAUCCAGACCCAGAGUCAAGGUUCUUUACUAGAGAACCAAGACCAGACCCCUCUGAAUUGGACUGAGGUCCUGAGGGCUAAGACCUCGGUCCCUCAGACCCACAUUCAGGUCCCCUUUGAGCCUCAAGCACAGCCUCGGUCUGAUGUUGUCCAGGUCCAGUCCUCUGAUCCACCUCCUGAUGCUUACCAGGUCCCAGCUAAUGUCCAAACUGAGGCUCCGCCCACACAGAAGCCCGAGACUCCGCCCCCUCCCCCCUCUAGUCUUCCUCAGUUCCCCGGCCUUCCUCAGCCCCUCCCCCUCCACCAGCUGUCCCAGUGGUUCCAGGACCCCCUGUACCCCGGGUUCCCGCAGGGGGAGAAAGGCGAGGUCCUGCAGAUCCCGCCGUUCUCCACCUGCAGGACGGGAGACGACCUGCCGAAGGACGUGAACCUCCUGAGGUUUUUCUUCAACCUGGGUGUGAAGGCCUACACCAUGCCGGUUGUUUCUCCUUGCCUGUACCUCCUCCCCCUGCAGCAGUUCUACACCAUGCAGGCCAAAGCCCACUCCCCGGCCCCCCUCUACCCCUCCAGCCCCCCAGCCAGGCCCCCGGAGGCUCAGCUGCCCACCCAGUACCAUCCAGCUUCAGCAUCCCCACAGUAUGACCACCAGACUCCACCAGCUGAGCCCCCCCAUCCCAAUGAGCCUGCCCACUCCACUGAGUCCCCCCAUCCCACUGAGUCCCCCCAUCCCACUAAGUCCCCACAUCCCUCUGAGCCCCCCCACCCCACUGAGCCCCUUCAGUCCAAUGAGCCCCUCCAUCCCACUGAGCCCCCGUCCCCGGCUCUCCGUCAAUCUACCCGUGUCCCCGAAAACCGUUCAACCCCACCCAACAGUACGUCCUGCCGGGCGCCCCGGAUCCCAGUCAGCUGAGCUACCCGGCAACAGUCGCCAUGGCGGAGCCCCUGUCGGUGGCGUGCAGCACGGAGGACGACUUCGAGGGAGAAGGGUUCACCGUGAACGUUUCUGGGCAGAGGAGGAGCUACAGGGGGCGUGGAGGAAGAGGGAGGAGCGGCUACGAUUCAAGAAGAGGGGGCUACGACUCGGGGAGAGGGACGCCAAGGAGGAGAUACAUUGAUAUGGGGGCGGGGCCUAACUAUCUCCAGUUUAGCCCCUCCUACAGGGGGCGGGGUCGAGAGAGAGGCUACUAG
Nematolebias whitei (Rio pearlfish) is the source of this 3610-nucleotide messenger RNA. It is a transcript of the gene otud4, whose product is annotated as OTU deubiquitinase 4. Lineage: Eukaryota; Metazoa; Chordata; Actinopteri; Cyprinodontiformes; Rivulidae. The record is from RefSeq and is a predicted model, not a curated record. Gene Ontology annotation, molecular function: K63-linked deubiquitinase activity; cysteine-type deubiquitinase activity. Gene Ontology annotation, biological process: regulation of protein K48-linked deubiquitination; protein deubiquitination; negative regulation of toll-like receptor signaling pathway.